Messenger RNA from Striga hermonthica, 402 nucleotides. NCBI's taxonomy places the organism in Eukaryota, Viridiplantae, Streptophyta, Magnoliopsida, Lamiales, Orobanchaceae. The record is from the annotation of a GenBank genome assembly.
AUGGCGGCAGCAGCACCAAAAGGAGCUUCCCUCAAUCAUGUUUCUAGAGAAUCACCUGACAUCGAACGCCUUGCCAAAUUCUACGUCGAGGUUUUUGGCUUCGAGGCAGUGGAGAGCCCGAAAUUCGAUUUCGGGGUGAUAUGGCUGAGAUUGGGUUCGUCUCUGUACCUUCACCUGAUUGAAAGGGACCCUAAUACGAAGCUUCCAGAAGGCCCGUCGAGUUGUUCUGCAUCAGCCGUGGCCGACCCCAAGAACCUCCCCAGGGGACACCAUCUCUGCUUUUUUGUCCCCAAUUUCGAUUCCUUUGUUCAGACCCUUAAGGAGAAGGGAAUUGAUAUACACGAGAGGACUCAACCAGACGGGAAGACAAGACAGGCCUUCUUCUUUGACCCAGACGGUUAG